Messenger RNA from Epithele typhae, 618 nucleotides. RefSeq names its product peptide methionine sulfoxide reductase. Gene Ontology annotation, molecular function: peptide-methionine (S)-S-oxide reductase activity. The transcript has 5 exons. NCBI's taxonomy places the organism in Eukaryota, Fungi, Basidiomycota, Agaricomycetes, Polyporales, Epitheliaceae. Bases 1 to 618 code for a protein of 205 amino acids. The record is from RefSeq and is a predicted model, not a curated record.
AUGCUCGGCCUGCUCGCGAACCUCUUCCGCGCACCCUCUCUCUCCUCCCGCGGCAUCUCUCCCGCCCACUUCAUCUCCACCAUGUCUGGCGAAGGCGCACCGUCGAUCGCGACGUUCGCGUCCGGCUGCUUCUGGGGCACCGAGCACGUCUUCCUCAAGCACUUCCCGCCCGCGCAGGGCAAGGGCGUCCUCCGCACCGCCGUCGGCUACACCGGCGGGCGCGCGGACGCGGCGAGCCCGGACUACCGCACGGUGUGCGCGGGCGCGACGGGCCACGCGGAGGCGGUCCGGGUCGAGUUCGACCCCGCGGUGGUGGGGUAUGCGGAGCUCGUCGAGUUCUUCUACCGCACGCACGACCCGACGACGGCGAACCGGCAGGGCGGCGACGUGGGCACCCAGUACCGGUCCGUGAUCUUCUACAACACCCCGGAGCAGCUUGAGGUCGCGAAGCGGGUGACGGACGAAGUGCAGAGGAAGCACUUCGACCCCAAGGGCAAGAAGAUCGUGACGGAGAUCGUCGAGGCGGGGACGUGGUGGGACGCGGAGGAGUACCACCAGAAGUACCUGUUCAAGAAUCCGACGGGGUACCAGUGCCCGACGCACCGCCUGCACUGGUGA